UCUGGUCAGGUAGUCAGUCUCUAGCGCUGUGCUGUGCCAGUGUCAAGAGUCCAAGGACGGUUGCAGCAAACCGCAAGCUGCAUGAUCAGGCUUCAAUGUCAUGGAAAAAAACAUGCCCUGGACUUUUCCAUUUCCUGCAACUCUCCGGCAGACGGCGAGCCCUGCGCAAACGACACUUGUCUCAGAAUUGAACCAGGCUAGCCUCGCCUUGCAGUGCGCUACACAGCAUGCCUAGGUACUUAGAUGGCACGCUGCCAAGCUGGACAAGUGGAAGCUACCUAGGUAGACAAGCUGCGACCGUUGAGACUUUCCCAGGAACCAAAUCGCGCCCGGUCCUUGCAUUCUUAGGUUUGUCUCGAGUGUUUGAACGAUGGAACAAGACAUACAUAGGCGAUAUGGAGUCCUCGGAGAAUCCUGUUGACCAAUGGCAGCCCGGCAUCUACACCAAGCUGUGAUUUCAUCUUGUCACCACUUCCAGGCUGUGGGCUGGUGAUCGGUAGGUACCGGCCCCCAUAUGGACAUCGUUUGUCGGAGACAUGUCGUUGCCGUUUCCCGGAGAGCGAUCCCGGUCCGGCCGUUCGACAUUCCCACCUAUGUGCUGUCUUUUGUGCGCCAGUUCUAAUGCAUAAAACCGUCGAGCCGCUGUCUCGCCGUUCGGAAAGACGCCGUCCAUCAGACGACGGCUUCCUAUCGUCCCUCGUGUCCAUGACGAGCCUCACCAGUAUAUGGCCUUGGUUCCUCAUCUCCGUUCCCUUACCGCCAGCCGUCUCCCGUCCGAAGAAUUCGAGAACGAUCACGGUUCAUCCUAGCUCCCUUGAUCCUUACUGUCGCCAACGCAAUCCCGCCUCGUCACCCGCUCAAAGAGGAAGAGUCCGGCUUCAUGCUACAUCAGCCAGGAAUGCAUAUAUAGACCUGCCCUCUGCUUGCUCUUGUCCUCCUCCCCAGCACCAUCACCAUCAUCAUCAUCAUCAACAACAACAACAACAACAACAACAACAACAACAACAACAACAACAACAACAACAACAACAACAACAACAACAACAACGAACAACGACAGCAACAACAGACAUUGAUCACUCGGACAAUCUACAAGCACACUUGAACCCAUACGCUUCCACGACCUUGAACACCUCGACACUUCCUCACUCCACUUCCUACAACCCCAUAAUCUUACUUCGAACCUGGAAACACGACAAACAUGUGCCACACAAUCCCCGCCCACGCUUGCCACUACAACAUGAACAAGCCCGAGCAGCAGGAACUGGUCAACCGGCAGGGACAGGGAGCCUUGGUUGACUUUGCCAAUCUUCCCGGUGUUCGUUGCCCAGAAUGUCUCAAGAAGGGCACUGAAACAUGGGUAAUCCGAGGCCGUGCCUGCCCCGUCUGCAGGCAUGAGUGCCUCUAAGCCAAAUGCCGAAAUCCAUCAUUUGAACAGAACUACUGCGGAGGACUUAAUACUGGGCUUUUCUUUCCCUCACGCCAUGGUUUUCGGAAUGGACAAAAAAAGGACGACAACGGGUCGGAGUUGGGAAGCAUGCUAGAUUUUGGGGAGGCCUUUUGAUACCCUUGCCUUUUCGGAUUGCUUGAUUUUCGUUUUCCAUCCUUGGGGUCACGGUGUUACGGGCAUGGCUUAAAGGGGGGCCGAUCAGGUGGAAAUCCGGCACAGGAUGAUGAACAUCAAGGGAAGGAGGGAACCAUACAAAAAAAAGGGCGAUGGAAUAUCCGAGACGAUAGGUUGGGAAUUAGAUUGGGAUAGGAGAUAAUAAAAAAGUACUUGUGGCUCACGCGCACACGAAAGAUGUUGCACC
This is a messenger RNA of Neurospora crassa OR74A, 1811 nucleotides long. RefSeq lists its product as hypothetical. Bases 622 to 1299 code for a protein of 225 amino acids. The transcript is spliced from 2 exons. The record is from RefSeq and is a predicted model, not a curated record. Lineage: Eukaryota; Fungi; Ascomycota; Sordariomycetes; Sordariales; Sordariaceae.